Molecule: messenger RNA, 4836 nt
Organism: Anopheles funestus (African malaria mosquito)
Lineage: Eukaryota; Metazoa; Arthropoda; Insecta; Diptera; Culicidae
Product: probable G-protein coupled receptor CG31760
Exons: 12
Coding region: 2137-4722 (861 amino acids)
Biological process (GO): G protein-coupled receptor signaling pathway
Cellular component (GO): membrane
Molecular function (GO): G protein-coupled receptor activity
Source: RefSeq, a predicted model, not a curated record
UAGCACCGGACACUCUCUUGCGUGCACGCCGGGCACAAUAAGUGUUAGCAUUUUUGUCUCGUUCAAAGCUUCAUCCCGAACCGGAUGUCCUUGUGUGUGAGGCUCGAUGGGUGCUCUCGGGCUCUCGCAUCAGUACGCGCUCCAGCGAUUGCAUACACUCUCGCGCCGUUAUCUCCUACGCGUCGUUCGUCGAUGAUAGGAAAAUCCUUCGGUGUACGACAAACAUCUACUUGGCCUUCGCUUCAGUCGAGUUUUGGUCGUUCCGGGCGUCGGAAAGGCGGACCUCCGGUGCUCGUCUGCAUCGUUCCGGCAACAUCCGUCGUUGCUCGCACAGCACACACCACCCAGCGCGUGUGUCAGUGUGGUGUUUCUUGAGUGAGUUUUCCUGAUUUUUUUCCUUCCUAUUAACACGGUGUGGUUGCUUCAUUCAUUCGCCCCAAAACGAUGUAGCGAUGACCCACACCCAGAUUUGCCCCAGAACAAGAAGCAACGUGCAAGGGCGUCCCUUAUUUUUUUAGGUGUAUCCUUCCCAACGUAAAGCUUCUACUGACCUCGUGAUUUAGUGUGUGCUUUUGUACUUGUGUGUAUGUACCUACCUUCCCCCUUCAAAACUCCUAUCUCCACAUUACCUUACUUUUCCCAAUAAACGUUCGAAGUUUUCCACAAGUGAAGGAAAAGUUGCUUUAAAAUUUCGCGCUGCAUCAUCAAUAUUUUCAACCCCAUUCGAGGGUUCAGCUAAGUGAUAGUGCAUGUGGUUACGAUUGUGUCCGUGUCUGUUGCGUCUGAGCCUGUGCCUCGGACUGUGACCAAGGCCAGUGAAACAGUUCCGUAGCAGUUUUGCUUGCAGGGCAAAUCGUGCGUUGUGUAAUAUGAACGUAUAUAUCCAUUUCGAUUACUCUAAAGCUGAUUCGCUUUCCCUAUUUCUAAGGUGCUCCGGCCACAGCACAUGCAUGUGAGGGUGAUUGUGCCAAGUGCGAUUGCAUGUGCGUGGGUGUGCGAUAGAGAGGUGCUUACGCGUGUGUACGUGAUUGGUCUUGCCCUGUAAGGCAACUGUAAACCGUGACAGGAUUGUACGCCACCAUCCUUCCCUUACAUCGAUCGUGCCCCCGAUUGAAGCGGCUUUGAAGGAAAAGUUCACAAAACAAGCAGACAGGUGAUUUCGAAGCUGGACGGGAAGAUUAUCCUCUGGGACACGGGGGGCCGGGGGAAGCUUCGAUGUUGAUGAACUGUACGAGCAUUCCGACGCUCUGCCAAAGCCGUCCCGGACACAUGCCGUGCACCGUUCAAGCAAAGCGAAACCUACCAAAUCAGCGUUACCAGCAUUGAACAAACAAUCCUAACAAAAUGUCAUAAAGUCCAUGAGUGACGCUUAAAUCAUACCAAAACCCACCGAAUUAGUGCUAUAAAGAGCCAGUAUUUGCCAGCUUGCCAAGCGUCUUACCGCCAAGCAUUAGCCUCAUUCUUCACCACAUUAUCUUCUGCACCUUUGCCGACAAAGGCACUUCCGCACUUUAGUACGUGUACGUGUAUGUGCCUGUGUGUGUGUGUGUGUCUGAGUUUAUUUUGUAACCAUACGCGUGAGCUUGUGGCCCCAGCGUAGGUGCGUAGGUGUGCGAUUGUAUGUGGUUAUCUGUGUGUAUGUGUGUGAUUACUUGUGGUGCAAGGAUAAAGUGAAAUGCAUAUUUACCAUCCGGUUGCGUCUUGCGUAAUGCGAGGUGUAAUUGAGCAAACAAUUAAAUCGCACCACCACUACCACCAUCGGCAGGAAGUGACAGUGAGUAACAGAAACUUAUACCAACCGUGAAGAGGAAGUAUUUUUUUUUUGCCAACAAACCAACAACAACAAGAAAAAAACAAACCAAGGAAAGGUGUGCAAUCAAGGAAAGAGGUUUGCGUUUGGCGAGAAAGUGAAUCCUUUUAAGGAAACCCUUAACGGGUGGUUCAGCUGUUAAACAGCGCCACCACCAGCCAGGUGGUGAGAGAAAAGAAUAAAUCAACCUUGAUUCACCAGAGUCACCAGAGGACCCCGUUUUCCCCCGCUUGGCUGCUGCUGGCGAAAAGGAACAUGCGCCCAAACGGAUCGUCACAUCAGCUACUAGACAUCCCGUGGACAUGAGUGUUCCAUGACUCAUCGCGAUGCAUAAAAUUGCGUUAUGGCCCUGGUUAGCCAUAGCCUGGAGAUGGAGAAUCGUCAUUAUAUUGAAUUUGUUAGCACAAAGCUGGUGCGCCGGCUCUGCCCUGUCAAGUGGUUUAAAAACAAGCGAUGGAAGUAGCAUCGGGGACGGCGGUGAAGGUAGCAGUAGCCGUGGUGGUGUGGCCGAAGUUCCCAACCCGGUAGGACUGCCCCCGGAUGGGGUGCUUGGUGGGCCGACGACCAUCUAUACCGAGCGUCACUCCAUAUCACCGACGGAGGAAGCCAUCGAAGACUCUCUGCAAACAAUUCACGACAUCGCGACGGAAAACCUGGGCGCUCUCUGUCUGACGAAACUCUAUCGGCCACUAAAGAUAACGCUCAACCCGGAGCGCUACACCGGUGCCCGCCAGAAGGCCGAUCUAGCCGCGGUUGUACUCCAGGACGUGGGUGUGUCACGCCACAACGGUUUGCUUGAUGCACUGGCGAAGGGUUUACUUUCCGACGCACACGUCACCAGUGCCCGAAUCCUAUCGAUCAACAUUAGCGAUGGUUUGCUCACCAACUCCGUCUGGUGGAACAAGGAACCGGGUGGUAUGGGUGGCCCGUUACGGAUCGAAGCUGAAGGUAUAGCGAUCGGUACUAAACCUGAUCCCACCUAUCCAUGGUUCGAAGAUGAAACAUCGUCGCCUGGUUUACGGUCACCAAAGUUUACGCCAACACCACCAGACAUUUCGUACAAAGGUUGGUGGACUUACCCAUACUAUUCCUGCGGCCAGAAGAAAUGGAUUCUCUCGUAUAGUGUCGCAAUCCCACCGAUGGGUCGCCACGGCAUUCGCGGUUUUCUUAGCAUCGAUAUCGACAUUAGUGAUCUGCAAGUUAACCAAUGCAACAACCCGAAUCGCUACGAAAUCCUCAGCUACAAUCAGCACCUUCGACAAUUUUACCCAUUCGUCCGGAACCUCAAGCACGGUGAGGAUGAGCAGCUGCGGCAGAUUGAGGCUUUUCAUGGUUCGCACAAGUGCCAUGUUCACAGUAUGCGAUGUGAGUAUCGGCCGGUCGUCACCAGUGUUAUCAGUUCGUCGGCGUCCCUUACACUUGGCCCGAACGGUACCGGUCCGGUAAUCCAGAGCUUGGUCAAUGGAACGUCCAGCGGCCCGAGCGUACUGUUAGCUACCGGCAGUGCAUUGCAAACCGUCGUCAAUGGAUGGACCCGUGGUGCCUAUCAGUGUCGCUGCAAGGAUGGAUUUUAUUCGUUCCGUCAUCCGGAUGGAUUCAAUGGUAGCAUCAUGGAGGUGGCGUACCAGGAAUACCGAGAUAAUAUCAGCUCCUACUAUAAGGAGGUGUUCGUCUGCGUUCGAUGUGCACCCGGGUGUGCUACCUGUACCGGGCCGGAACCAUGUCUGGCGAGCUACAAUUGGGCGUUCAGAACGACACUGCUCACCUUCUCCAUCAUGUGCGCCGGGUUUACCGUCGUGCUCGCACUGUACAUGUAUCAGCACCGGAAGGUGAAAGUGUUCAAGGUGGCCAGCCCAAUCUUUCUCACCAUCACGCUGCUCGGUUGUGCCUUCAUGUACCUGGAGAUGGCGGCCAUCUUUCCCAUCCUCGACACCUACUCGUGCAUCGCCACCAAAUGGACGCGCCACAUGGGUUUCUGCGUGACGUACACGGCACUGCUGAUGAAGACCUGGCGCGUUUCGCUUACCUAUCGCGUCAAAUCCGCACACAAGGUGAAGCUUACCGACAAGCAGCUGCUCCAGUGGAUGGUUCCGAUACUGUUGGUCAUGUUUAUCUACCUUGGCACCUGGACACUUUCAGCUCCACCGACGGCGGAGAGGAUCGAGGACCAGUAUGGGUUGAUAUUCAAGCAGUGCUCGUACAACUGGUGGGACCACAGUUUGGCCAUCGGCGAGGUACUGUUUCUUGCCUGGGGAAUACGCGUCUGCUACAACGUGCGCAAUGCCGAAUCGCUUUACAACGAGGCAAAACUCAUCUCCUACGCCAUCUACAAUAUUGCGCUGGUCAACACGACCAUGGUAGCAUUCCACUUGUUCAUUUUCCCCCAGGCUGGGCCGGAUAUUAAAUACCUGCUCGGGUUCAUACGAACGCAGCUUUCCACCUCGGUCACGAUAGCGCUCGUGUUCGGUCCGAAAGUUUUGCGUAUCCUGCGCGGACAGGGUGACCAGUGGGAUCAGCGGGCACGGAAACGUGGCAUCACGGCAUCCUUUUCGCUCAACGGCAUCGGACUGGUGCCGGAGGAAACUGCCGACCUAUAUCAGGAGAACGAAGAGCUGAAGGAAGAGAUUCAGAAACUCGCUGCUCAAAUUGAAUUCAUGAAAAUUGUUCACAUGGAAAUGAACAAUCGCCAUCUGAAGCCGAAACCGGGCGGCUACUUUACCAUGAAAAGCCCACUCGGCAAAUCGUUCGGUGGCGGUGGUACGGGUGGUGGAACGAGCGGAGGCAGUGGCAGUGGUUCCCAUCGGCACAAACACGCCAAGGAGGACUCGGUGAAGGAGCACAGCGGCGUCACGGAGGAUGGACACAGUGGUACAAACAGUUGCUACUCGGGAACGGCUAACUCCAUCGGGUGAGUUUUAACUUUACAUCGCAACCGACCACCACCGCAAACAACAGCAGCGGAACGACCGAGAAGGUAUGACAAGGCAACCGAGAUGGACACACGGCGACGAGAGAUACCGACACGA